AAAACAAAACACGGCAGGAUGACGGCCUGUGUCAGAGCAACGUUACUUGUUGUUCAUUGAAAUGGUUAUCACUCUUCGAUUAUUUUCAUCAGUGUUUUGAGUCCGCAGCGACCGUCCCACACACGAAAUACGAACAAAACCUCUGCUUGUAAAGGCAGUGAUCAGAAAUCCGGGGAACAAAAACAGAAGAGCUCAAUUAUGGAAUGUGUACGAUCGCUGUGGAGUUACGCCUCCAGAUGUUUCUCCUGCCAAGAAGAUUCUUCCUCGCAGGGUAACGAACCUAGCGAACGCACUCAUCUGCUAGCCGAUCCGGUCAGUAAUAGUCCCGCGGUGCGUCGAGACAAUGACACAUUCACGCAGGAGUAUCCCAAUUCAGUGCCCAAAAAGGAUGAACAGUCAGCGUUGGCAAAAAUUUUACAAGAAACGUCUGAGAAUAUCAUAGAUGUGGCAGCAAUGGAUACGCAAAAGCUGGAAGCUAGCGAAUACAACGAUCGGAUCAAACUGUACACGCAGCGGCUUCAGCAGCAGUGGAGCAACGUGAACCACCCGAACCAGGCAGACAGCGCCAGUCUGCUAAAGGAUAUACCCAAUCCCGAGCCGGUGUUGGCUUCCGUACCGAUAGCUGCGGAUGAUCUGGCGAUGAUCAAAAGCAUGGUCCAAAAGGCAAAUGUGGCUGUGUCGGAGAUAAAAGUGAUCCACACGGAGAAUCUGGUCGUGCCUUUCCGAAUUCCAUAAUAUUACGCCGUUAAACGGAACUUGUAAAAUAUUGUUUCCCGAAACGCUAUGUUGGCCUUCGGGCCGCUUUUUUCCGUUCUUGUUCCGCAUAAUGUUCUCGCUAGGUUGCGUCUCCUCGCAUUCGAUAGCGCAUAAUCGUCGGCAAUGCAUAUAUUAUGUAUGUAAGGAGCACAUGUAGAGACAGAUUGAUAUUUUUUGUUUUGCAGAAUCAGCGUAAUACUAAAGUUGGUCGCUCGUGAUCGGCAGGCUUAAGUACAAUUUUUAAUCAGAUUUGUAAGCGAUGCAGGGGCAAAAACCGUGUACAUUAAGAAACGAAACAUGAAAAAAGGCAAGAGAUAAGCAUUAAAUCGAAGCGAGCUUGCUGUACUUGAAGCUUUCGACUUGAUAUGUAAGAAAUAAAAACGUGCUAAGGAAUGUGUACUGCUACUGCUGCUGAGAGGUGUGCUCAUUCUUAUGAUCGCGGCAGA
This is a messenger RNA of Anopheles stephensi (Asian malaria mosquito), 1202 nucleotides long. RefSeq lists its product as uncharacterized. Gene Ontology annotation, molecular function: molecular adaptor activity; guanyl-nucleotide exchange factor activity. The record is from RefSeq and is a predicted model, not a curated record. Gene Ontology annotation, biological process: positive regulation of MAPK cascade; regulation of receptor recycling; positive regulation of TOR signaling. Gene Ontology annotation, cellular component: membrane raft; Ragulator complex; late endosome membrane. Bases 199 to 735 code for a protein of 178 amino acids. Lineage: Eukaryota; Metazoa; Arthropoda; Insecta; Diptera; Culicidae. The transcript is spliced from 4 exons.